Lynx canadensis (Canada lynx) is the source of this 948-nucleotide messenger RNA. Its product is annotated as vomeronasal type-1 receptor 90-like. The record is from RefSeq and is a predicted model, not a curated record. Gene Ontology annotation, molecular function: pheromone receptor activity. NCBI's taxonomy places the organism in Eukaryota, Metazoa, Chordata, Mammalia, Carnivora, Felidae. Gene Ontology annotation, cellular component: membrane. Gene Ontology annotation, biological process: G protein-coupled receptor signaling pathway.
AUGACAUCAUGGCAACACCCCAAGCAGUAUGCCUUGGGCAUACAUGAUGUCAUAGAGGACCAGCCAAUCAGAAUCCUCCCCAGCCUGUGGUCCUCUGGUGGGUGGCGGUGGUUGGGAGUGAAGGCAGAGUUUGAAGCAGGAGUUUCCAGGGUACCCACAGUCCUGGACCUGGGAACCUCCCCACAGUGGGAGUGCAGCAUAGCUCCUGUAGUUCCACCCCCUGGAGUCCCUCCCUCCCACAUCUCCUCAGAUAUCCUGUCACCUGAGCCUGCAGUUAUCUGCUUCAGUAAGAUCUGUUGUGACAGGUGUGAGGUGAUAGCCUUUGUGAUGUUGCUUGUCAUUUCCAUGCUGGACAUCAGCAGCAGCCCCAGCACCUCCUGGUUGGCAGGGUUUAAACAUAAGUACAUACAGUACAUCUUCCAUUUUUUUUUAUCAUCCUAGAAGUUCUGUUUGUCUCUUGAUAGUAACUGCAUCUUCUAUACUGCUGCUUCUUCUACUGUGACCCAGAGAUAUCUACUGCAUGUCAGUAAAUAUGGCUCACUUUCUUCCAUAAGCUCUAUCAACAGGGGACUCCUCAUUCUGACAUUACCCAGGGAUGUUUUCUUUAUAGGAGUCAUGCUGUUGUCAAGUGAAUACAUGGCGAUUCUCUUGCCCAUUCAUCAGAGGCAGUACCAGCAUCUUCACAGUACCAGCCCCUCCUCAAGAGUCUCCACAGAGAGAAGAGCCACCCAGACUGUCCUGUUGGUGAGUUUCUCUGUGGUCAUAUACUGGGUGGACGUCAUCAUCUCAUUCUCUUCAUGUUUGUUACGGGGAUAUUAUCCAGUCAUCCUGGAUUUUGACAAGAUUGUGUCCAAUGUGUAUGCCACUGUCAAUGCAUUGGUGGUAAUUUGUCCUGGUAAAAAUAAAAAUGUGCUUCAAAAGUGUGGAAAAAUUUCAACCAAUGUAUAA